Ustilago hordei is the source of this 1290-nucleotide messenger RNA. RefSeq lists its product as uncharacterized. NCBI's taxonomy places the organism in Eukaryota, Fungi, Basidiomycota, Ustilaginomycetes, Ustilaginales, Ustilaginaceae. The record is from RefSeq and is a predicted model, not a curated record. The coding region runs from base 1 to 1290 and encodes 429 amino acids. The transcript has a single exon.
AUGUCGCAACUCCCACCUUUCCUUCCAAGUCGAGAUCUUCGAGACUUGCGGGCGCUCGACCUGACCUCGCCCGAAUGUCUCGAUGCUGUUCGGAGCAAUCUUGAUAGCCUAGCUAUCCUACUUGGUGCGAGCGGUGGUCAAAUCAUCCACGCACCACCGAAACUUGAGCAAGUCUACGAGCAGGACAGCUGCUUACACGAGCCAGCUGUGGAGCAUCCGCCAAGGGAGGUCGACUCAUUUGAAAAGAGCUAUCUUACACGAUGGCUCACCAGGCUUAUUUCCGAGCUCUUGUCCAUCUCGACCGACGAUGACGCGACCACCGCUAGCUUGCAACGCCUCUCAGAGCGAUGUGCCGAGCUGCUUGCCCUCUCCGCCGGUAGGAUGGCCGCAGGUGCAUCGGUGCAGGACCACAUCUUCCAGCUUGACGACCAGACCCUGAGUGUCAAGUUAAGAGAUGGUGCGCUUGUGCAUGAUUCGCUUGGCACACAUACAUGGGGAGCUGCUCCUAUCCUCUCGCAGCUCCUUCUCCCUCUGAAAGCAGAUACUUGUCAAGACCUAAACAUUCUCGAGCUUGGUGCUGGCACCGGCCUGGUCGGCUUGGCGAUAGCAUUGUGGUCUCGCCAACAUCGAACCGAGAGCGCGACCCGCUUAGUCUGCUCUGACUACCAUCCCACAGUCCUCGAAAAUCUUGCACACAAUCUUGCACUCAAUGGCUGGCCAUCUUCAGGCAAGACAGCCUCUUCAUCCGCGUCUGUUGAAGUGAUUGUACGCUCUCUCGACUGGCAGAGCGUCCACGGAGCACAGUAUGGAGAUGCAUCGGAUCAAGUGCAGAAGCUAACCUCCCAAACAUUGCCUAGUCACCUUGCUCAGCUCAAGAAUUGCCACUGGGCCGCACCUUUGGACGCAGAGACGUACUCUGGCUCUUUCGACCUCCUUGUUGCAGCAGAUUGCAUCUACGAUCCUCUCCAUCCCUUCUGGAUCCGCUCAGUGGCACAAAAGCUCCUAAGGAUGCCAGACAGCGCAGCUAGAGCGAAGCCGUUGCUGCAUGUCAUGGUUCCGCUCCGACCAACGCAUCAGCAAGAGAUGGAAGCCGUCUAUCAAGCCUUCCAGCCAGAGCUAGAUGAAGAUUGUCCUCAGCUCGUCAUCUUGUCCGAACAGGACUACCAAGGGUACGAGAACUUUGGAGCAUGGAACUCUGUUGUCAGAGGCGGCGACGAUACAUCCCAAAGCCAACCCGAGGGUGGUCUACCAAGAACGUAUCGUUGGUUCCAGAUAGGCUGGCAGAGCUGA